Metopolophium dirhodum (rose-grain aphid) is the source of this 3083-nucleotide messenger RNA. RefSeq names its product protein BTG2-like. Gene Ontology annotation, cellular component: cytoplasm; nucleus. Gene Ontology annotation, biological process: negative regulation of mitotic cell cycle; negative regulation of cell population proliferation. The transcript is spliced from 2 exons. The coding region runs from base 550 to 1374 and encodes 274 amino acids. Lineage: Eukaryota; Metazoa; Arthropoda; Insecta; Hemiptera; Aphididae. The record is from RefSeq and is a predicted model, not a curated record.
UUCUACGCCGACCGCACAACAGCGAACACGCAGUCUGCCGCCGGCAGCCCUCUCACUACCGUCCGUCAGACCGCCUGUCAUUCUCCCCGCUCUCGACCCCCCCCCACAACCCACAAACACUCGACGACCGUCACCCCCGUUGUUCGGCAAGCGCUCUGUCACUCGCUGUCCGUCGUCCGUGUCGUCGUCAUCUCCCUCUCCGGCACCGCCGUCACUCUUUUGUCUUUCGCCGUCGCGCGAACCUAGAGAGAACAGCCGAAAACCGUGCCGAGUCUCUUUCCGUCGCCGGUCGUACGCCGCAACACUCUGCUGUUGCAGUGCCGUCAAUUCUUCUCCUCCCCCCCAAAAUUUUUCUGAAAACGCGUCAAAAUCCCUUUGCCCUCCGCGGUUGAAGACCUGCAACGUACCCACCGUCACGUCAACCCGCAAGACCGGCCACGCAGAGUGUCGACCGAUCUUCGCUGUACCACUGUUGUGCGAUCGCAUAUCAUAUAUUACAUCAUCGUAUAUACAUAAAAAUAGAAUAGACGAUAUCGUCGAAGCCGCGCGAUGAGGGUGGAACUGGAAUCUGCCGUAAAGUUUAUAAUUUCGAUGCUGCGCGCGGGACACCGGUCGAAGCUGGUGCGCAGCAAGGGCGACAAGUUCUUCCUGGAACCCGAGAUCGAGAUGCUGCAGAUGUCCCUAUUAGCCGUCAUGAAUCGUCAGUACAAAGACUUCUGGUUUCCCGAGUCGCCAAACCGUGGUUCUGCUUACCGCUGCAUCCGGAUCAACAAGGACAAGAUGGACCCGAUCAUUGCCCGUGCCGCGGACGCUUGCGGCCUAUCAUGCCAUCUAAUUCGCGCGUACCUGCCCGACGAGCUCACGUUGUGGGUGGACCCAUCUGAGGUGUCAUACCGCAUCGGCGAGGAGGACGGCAGCAUUUGCGUACUGUACGAGGGCCCUCUGCCAACACCGCAUGACAUGAUCGCCGCACAGCCGGGCCGGCCUUCGUCAUCGUCGUCGUCUUCGUCUUCGGUGUCCACGUCUCCCGGAUCGUUGUCCUCGUCCUCGCCGCCGUUCAACAACAGCCGCAACAGUCAUCUCCAUCUCCAGCACCAGCAGCAACAGCAGCACCUCCAGCAACAACAGCAGCAGCAACAGCAACAACAACAGCAGCAGCAACAGCAACAACAGCAGCAACAACAGCAGCAGCAACAACAGCAACAGCAACAGCAGCAAAUACAUCAGGCCGACGGCAUGGUGGGUUCGUAUACCAGCUACACGUCCCCGGUCAAACCGUCGAACGUGAUCACGUUCGUGCCGCCCACAUACGGAUCUCCAGUACAGUUCGUACAUUCUCCUUACCAGUCGUAUCCCGCUUUUAUUUCCAGUUAAUUUUAGAGAAAACGUAUUCACACCGAUUCAAAAGGAAAAAUGCUUAUUUCAUGUGUAUUUUAGUGAUUAAGAAUGAAAUGAAAAAAAAAAAACUUAAAAAAUUUAAAAAAAAAAAUAAGAAGCUUAAACAUUUAGAUUUAUAUUAUUUAUUAGGUAAGUACCUAUAUAUAUAUAUUUAUUCAAUAUAAUAUAUUAUAUUAUAUGAACAAUACAUAUAUAAGUAUAUGUGUUGGUAAGAUUUUAUUUACAAACAAAAAAUAACAUCGUAAUUUAUACGCGAAGCACUCAGUAUAUUGUAUUUUUUUACGAUAUCGAAUCACCCCUCCCAACCCUACCCCACCCACCCACGACAAUUGAUUGCAGUGAUCUCAAAAGUCCUUAAGAAGUAUGCUGUAUAUGAGCAUAGGACGUUGAAUUAUUAUUAUCGGAUCGUGUGCGCCUCGUCUCCCUCUCGAGACACAAUCUGUGAUUACACGUUUCGCUAUAAUAAUGUACGUAUGUGCAUAUAGCACAAUAUUAUGAUACCAUUAUUAUCAUAUUGUACCUAUCUAUAUGUCACUUAUACUGUAAGGAAAAAAAGAAUAACGAUAAUGGAAACCUCUCCCAGCCCCUCACCCCUUCCCAAUUAAUUUUUGCAGUCUGUACUGGGUGCUUACUUGAAACGGCUGUCGAAGGACUUGAAAAAAAAAGAAAAUAAUAAAAAAAAAAAGAAUAUAGGUAAUAAGAGCUGCUGAGUAGACUGGGUUGUGUAAUACGUUUUCGAAGAAAAUCGUUUGUAACCAUGUUUUGUUUUGUAUAAUAAUAAAAUCUAUCUAUUUUGUGUAUGUUUAUGUGUGUGUGUGUGUGUGUUUAGGAUUUUUUUGAUCGCUGUUUAAAAAACAUUAUAAUAAAAAUUAUUAUUGUUCCAUAAAGAAUAUUAAAAAUAUUAUAAUAUAGAUGUACCUCAUAUAAAAGGCUUAUAAAAAUACUGAGUAUUAAUAAAAACAAACCAUUUUUGCAUUUUGUUAACCAUUGUUUGCAUACCUAGUUAAUAUAUAGUUUUCUUGAUUGCUAAGCUGAAAAAAAAUUACAUAUUGUGUCGAAAAAGAAUAACACACCUAUUAAUUAGCAUAAUGUAAUGUUAUUAUAAUUAUACAACAUGUACACACACGAUUAAUUUAUUGUAAUAAUAUUCGUCACCCCCCUCAACCACUACCACCACGAUCACUACCACCAUCGCGGCCACCACCUCUCGUCGUGCAAGACGUCUGCAGGCGCCGCCAAUAUUAUUUUGUUCCCCGUUUUAAAAACGUAAUUUUUCUGUUUUUGUUUCUUGAACGUGUGAUGAUUAAAAAAUGUCCCGUUACCAUGUCGGUGCGUGUAUGUACGGUCAAUUACUAUUAGACUUAAAUUUUCGUCAUUCGGCCGUAUGUAUUACUAUAUUAUGUUAAUAUGAUUUUAUUUUACAUUAUAUACUGCUUGGUGGUGACGCGCGGCGCGGCGUUGUAAGCAUAUCGUCGAACGCAUGCGUCCACUUAAUUCGCCGAACAAAAUUUAUUAAUUUAUUGAUUAUUAAAAAUUAAAAUGAUAUAUUGUUCCUCUAAUGUUAAAACGUUGAUUUUUUUUUUCUCUAAGUGGUACACGCAAUUCGUGCAUUAAAUGAGAUAGAGCUCGGAGACCGACUGGCUAAAUAGUUACGUUAUUCGCAUUCUUAUUGAUGAUAAUGAUAA